AAUACAAUUCUACUAAGCUAAGAUUAUUUUGCUGAUGUUAGAUCCUUCUAACACCGCCAUUCUACAACCUUCGUGGAUAUCUAUAUAUACGCACAUAACUUUCACGAGUUCUAACAACAUAAUAUCAAUUACUCUUAUCUAUUCUUCUAUACACAUAUUUUAUAAAAAAAAUCAUCAUGGUGCUGAUCCAAGAAGAAAUGGAUCCUCCCUAUGUUCAAUUGUCUGAUACAGAAGACGAGGAAAUUGAUGUAACCUUGACAGCAGAAGAUGAAACAAUAGACUAUGAGGAUUUGAAAAAGCGCAUAUGGAAAGACCGUAUCCUUCUUCAAAAGAUGAAAGAGAAACUUAACAUGGACGAAUCUGAAAACAAAGAAGCCAAACAAGAAGCGUCCAGAAAAAAAAAGAUGUCUAGGGCACAAGACUCUGUCCUCAAAUACAUGGUCAAGAUCAUGGAGGUUUGCAAAGCUCGUGGAUUCGUCUAUGGCAUCGUCCCUGAAAAAGGUAAGCCGGUUACUGGAAGCUCGGAUAGUCUGCGAGAAUGGUGGAAAGAAGAUAUCAGAUUUGACCAAAAUGCCCCUACAGCAAUUGCAAAGUAUUUACCUUUACUUGAAAAGGGAGAGUUAAAUGAGUCGUCAAGCAUACACCUUCUCCAAGAUCUUCAAGACACAACACUAGGAUCUCUUCUUUCAUCACUGAUGCAACACUGUGUGCCGCCACAAAGGAGGUAUCCUUUGGAUAAAGGCGUGGCUCCGCCGUGGUGGCCUAAUGGGUCAGAGGCAUGGUGGGGUGAACAGGGCUUUUUGGCUCAAGAACACGGGCCACCACCAUAUAAAAAACCCCAUGAUUUGAAGAAGGCAUGGAAGGUUUCAGUUUUGGCUUCAGUUAUAAAACACAUGUCCCCUGACUUGGAGAAAUUGAGAAGGCUUGUGACUCAAUCAAAGACCUUGCAAGAUAAGAUGACCGCCAAAGAUAGUGCUACUUGGUCCAAAGUUGUGAGCAAAGAAGAAGCUCUGUUGAGACUUACCAACAAGUGUCUUAAGAUUUCUCCUUCUUCAUCCAGCGAUGAGGAGAAUAAUAAGGAAGACGGCGAGGGAGAAAUUGAAGUCUUUGAGUCAUUCCCAAUAAGCUCUAUUAAUAAUUCUGUUGAUCAUGGUGGCGGCAGUAGCAGCACCGGAGGCAGUGAAAAAAGAAAGUGUGAUUUUGAUAAUAAUAAUAAUAAUGGUAACAACAACAAUAACGAUAAUAGCUUUGUGGACAAAUUACUAUAUACAUGUCAGAACGUAGAUUGUCCACAAAGCGAUUUGUCUAUGGGAUUUAGAGACAAGAAUUCAAGGAUGGACCACGAGUCGAUGUGCGCUUUUCGCGGUACCACUAUCGAUCACCAGGGAAGUAACAGCAACAAUGAGAAUUCGAAGGCUUUCCAUGAUUACCUGUCGAGUGAGGAGAGGAUGAUAAGUGUUGGAGAUUGGAUGAACAUGGAGGUAGCUAAAGCCAACGAUAACAAUAAUAAUAAUAAUAAUUAUAAUAAUUCUGGUGACACUGAUUCUGGUGAUAUUGAUAUUAUGAAUGGAAUGGAAGAGAUUGCCGGUAAAGCUUUUGGUGAGGACAAUUUAGGGUUGUGGCUGAAUGACAUUGAAGAUUGUGAGUUGCUUGCGGCAUUGGAGAUGGUUAAAGCAAAUAGCGUGAUGGAUUCCACUCAUCAGAAUAAUAAUCCACCAUUAAUAAAGCAUGAUCAUAUUUCCCCACGUGAUGGCCAUCUUCUUGGCGAAGAAGCAACUACUUCAUCACUUUGGGACUAUACUACUACUUCGUUUAAGAGCAACAACAUUUAAUAAUUAAUUUUAUAUGUUUAAGAAUAUUGUAGUUUUUAUGUAUUAUUAAUUAAUUAUUAGUCUUCUCUACUAUCACAUUAUCAUACACAAUUUGCUCACAUAUGAUUCUGAUUAGAUUGAUUAAUUACCUGAUGUGAGCUAUCUAUAGUUAUAGCAUCCAAAAAAUGU
This is a messenger RNA of Arachis ipaensis, 2000 nucleotides long. Lineage: Eukaryota; Viridiplantae; Streptophyta; Magnoliopsida; Fabales; Fabaceae. The record is from RefSeq and is a predicted model, not a curated record.